UUACCAGUGGUCCCGCAACUCCUGGCGUGAAUAUUUGUUUUCCAAUGGAGCUCGCAGUACGAGCACCUAAUCAAAGACUAAUUUAAAAAAACAUACUUUAAACGGUUGACGAAGUCUGGCGUCGACAAACCCAAAUUUCUAUGCCUGGUACUCUUACUUUCAGAAUUUCUUCUAGAGUUUUUCAUUAGCAAUUUUUCUCGCCGUUUCACAGGCAAACAUAGCUGAACUGAAAUGACCGGACACUACAAGUCAUCGACGGCGGCAGAAACGGAGCGGCGGCGUGCUCUCAUGGACCGCUGCUGGAGCGUCCCUUUCGGUGUGGCCCUGUCAGCGUUCCUGUUGGUCAUGGUGAGCUCCUGCUACGGGUACGUGUCCGUGCUGUUCAGGGAGAAGUACGGCGUCAACCACGAGAAGGCGUCCUGGCUCGCAAGCACACUGGUCAUCGCGCAAAGCUCUUCAGGCAUGCUAGUAAGUCAGCUGCAGCACAGGAUAUCCGUCUAUCACAUCAGUCUCGUGGGAGGCUGCUUGGCUUCUGCGGGCCUCGUGGCGUCUGCAUUCGCCCCUAACAUUGGCUGGAUGACAUUUACUUUUGGGAUUAUGUAUGGCACUGGCAUAGGAACCGCUCUCCUCGGGCUGUGCCUAUACCUGCUGCUGUACUUCGACGAGUACAGAGGAACAGCGACAGCCAUUAUGUGGAUCUUCAGAGCCACGUCUGGAAUGGCUGGCAUGCCACUCUUGUGGCAUCUCACAGGAAGCUACGGUAUUCAAGGCUGCCUUCUCGUGAUGGGAGGCUUGGUGAUGCACUGCGUGCCAAUCAUCAUGCUAAUCCAGUCACCACGCCCCUGCAGCCGGUUCUUCCAAAAGACGGUCUACAAAAGUGCAGUUUACGCAAAAGACAACAAAAACGUUGAAAACCUGGAUGAAAAGGUGACUAUAGCUAACUCGUUGACGGAUCACGAGUGGAAUCAAACUGAUGUUUGUGAGGAGAAAGCAACAACUAGCAGGCUGCGAAUUGCUUUGACAAGUUUUACGUUGAUGCCCUUUUACGUGCUCGUCAUCCAGUCUGUUAUUUCGGAAUACGUGUUUGUGUCCUUCACUGUGACCAUUGUCGCGCAUGCCGUAGACAAAGGACUAGAACUUCAUCAGGGCAACGAGGUCGUCGUCUACAGUGCUGUGGGACUCCUGGUUGGUCGGAUCAUCGUGCCUUUCGCGACAGAUAAAAUACGCUUUAGCCGAUGCCCCACGACGGCGUUCUGCUACUUAGUCGCCGCGGUCUGCAUGCUCUUACUGGCACGGGUAAAGUCAUUUGCCGGCAUGAUCCUCCUGACUAUUGUGAUGGGAGUGGCGCAGGGCUACAUACUAUGCAUCAAGACUGUGCUCAUAGCGGAUUACGUGGGGGUGUCGGGAGUCAGUUUCUGCUGCGGCGUGGGAGGCCUGGUGACCAUUCCCGUGUGGCUUUGUGGACCUGCCAUUAUCGGAUUCUUCCGUGACACGAAGGGGUCGUACGAUCUACUGUACGUGACGUUUGCCGCACUCUGCUUCCUUGUCGCAAUGCUACUGGCGUACUUGAGCUGCAGAGACGUUGCCCAUCGAAAGAGUCGGAGGAAGGAAUGCGUUCGCGAUGACGGAUCGUCUGAAAUGCGACCGAUGAACAAAGACAUGAUUACGUCCAAGCUGGAGGAGUGCAUCGACUGCUAAUGUAGGAAGUUUCCCGUGAACAAACUGACAGCCUCGAUGUUUAAAGAAGUGGGAAGACGAGAAUGAGAGCUACAGGGCGCUGAAAUAAAAUGCCCCACCCGUGCACAUCUAUAAAACAUGAAAGGAAAAGGUUCAUUCAUGGGGUUUCUUGUCCCGAAACCGCACUGAGGCAAUGAGAGAGGCUGGAGAGCAGGGACUGCAGUUUUAUUUC
Messenger RNA from Dermacentor silvarum, 1909 nucleotides. Its product is annotated as monocarboxylate transporter 9. The transcript is spliced from 5 exons. The coding region runs from base 232 to 1698 and encodes 488 amino acids. Gene Ontology annotation, molecular function: monocarboxylic acid transmembrane transporter activity. The record is from RefSeq and is a predicted model, not a curated record. NCBI's taxonomy places the organism in Eukaryota, Metazoa, Arthropoda, Arachnida, Ixodida, Ixodidae. Gene Ontology annotation, biological process: transmembrane transport.